AUGUCCGACGCUCCCGCUUCGUCGACGGCGUGGUGGCGUCGUCGCGAGCUCCUCGCGACGCGCACGACGACGACGACGACGACGACGGCGACGACGACGACGACGGCAGAGGAGGAGCGGCUCGCGAAUGAUGCGAAAGCGCGAGUUCAAAGCGGCGUUCUGGCGACGUUCGCGACGUGGUUCGAUCAUCGAGGCGGAAAAAUACACGAAAGGGUGCGCAUGACGUACAGACCGAAUUUCGGUUGGUCGCUCGAGGCGGACGGUGACAUCGCCGACGGCGAGAGGCUCGUCUCUCUGCCGCCGAAACUCAUGUUGCGGUGCGACUCCGACGACGUCAGCGAGCCGCUGAAGAACGUCGUCGAUCGAGUGCCGAACGAAUUUUGGAGCUCGAAAGUAGGCUUGGUGCUGCUUCGCGAGCGCGUGGCCGGCGCCCACUCGGCGUUUGCACCAUAUAUCACGCUCCUUCCUGCGGUACACGAAGGCUCGCCCACGUUUUUCCCGCCGGACGCCGUUCGAGCGCUGGAAUACGCUCCGAUCGUACAGCAAAUCAAUAAGCGUGCGCGAUUCCUCGGUACUUUCGCUGGAAACGCUCUAACGGUGGAUGAUGGCGAGAGUUACGUCGACGAAGCUCACCCUGGGCGACAGCGCGUGGAGAUGACGAUUGACGCGAACGCGCUCGGAUGGGCCACUGCUUGCGCGAGCAGCAGGGCGUUCAAGGUUGGUGCGAACUCGGCUCCGGCGAUGCUUCCGGUCAUAGAUAUCUGCAACCACUCGUUCAAUCCAUCCGUCAGUGUGCGGGCUAUCGAAGAAGGCGACAACGCCGGUGGCGUCGAGUUGAUUGCUCGACGCGCGUUGACGUCCGGCGAGCCCAUAGAGUUGAGCUACGGGAACUUGUCCAACGACGAGCUAUUGCUCGAUUACGGAUUCAUAGUCAAAGACAAUCCGUUCGACUGCGUGAAACUCAGGUGGGACUUAAAGCUCAUCGAGCUCGCUCGCGAAAUCGGAGGCUUAGCCGCAGCACCGAUCGACACCGUCGCGAAGGUGGCGCCUUGGCAAGCGACGGCGCUUGAGAGAAUUGGAUUAGUCGGAGAUGACCCGAACGUUGAGUUAAGCGUGUUCGGCGCGGGUCAAGUGAUGGAUAAAAAGGCGCUCGCGGGCCUACGCGUGUUAUAUUCGAAAUCAUCGGCGGAGGCUUCGCGCGCGGCGGACGCGCCGUUCGGCGAGAUUGACGCAGACGUGGUUUCGAAGGAUACGGAAAUCAAAGCUCUGCGCACGUGCAUGUCUCUUUUGGCUUUGGCGCUCGGCAACUUCUCGACGACGCUCGAGAAGGACGAAGAGUUACACGACGCCGCGACGUCUCCGCAAGUGAGGUUAGCCAUCGCUUUUCGCAUGGAGAAGAAAAAAGUGCUGGCGAAGAGUAUGGCACGCUUAAACGAAUCGAUCGAGCGUCUGCAGAGAGACGAGUAG
This is a messenger RNA of Ostreococcus lucimarinus CCE9901, 1467 nucleotides long. RefSeq lists its product with no specific name. The transcript has 2 exons. Gene Ontology annotation, molecular function: protein-lysine N-methyltransferase activity; protein binding. Lineage: Eukaryota; Viridiplantae; Chlorophyta; Mamiellophyceae; Mamiellales; Bathycoccaceae. The coding region runs from base 1 to 1467 and encodes 488 amino acids. The record is from RefSeq and is a predicted model, not a curated record. Gene Ontology annotation, biological process: peptidyl-lysine monomethylation.